CACACACUUUGUAAUUAUGUUGAUAAGAGUGCAGUGAUUACUAAUGAUGUGUUGAAUCCGUGCGAAACAGUUUGCGGUGAAUGUGUUCCGAACCCUUCCUCCCUCUUCGAACCCGAACGGCGCUGAGUUCGACCCCGAGGAGGACGAGCCUACUCUGGAGGCCGCGUGGCCUCACCUCCAGUUAGUCUACGAAUUUUUCCUCCGAUUCCUCGAGUCACCCGAUUUUCAGCCCAACGUCGCGAAGAAACACAUCGAACAGAAGUUUGUGCUACAG
Messenger RNA from Oppiella nova, 274 nucleotides. The record is from the annotation of a GenBank genome assembly. NCBI's taxonomy places the organism in Eukaryota, Metazoa, Arthropoda, Arachnida, Sarcoptiformes, Oppiidae.